Molecule: messenger RNA, 1411 nt
Organism: Fomitopsis serialis
Lineage: Eukaryota; Fungi; Basidiomycota; Agaricomycetes; Polyporales; Fomitopsidaceae
Product: PCI-domain-containing protein
Exons: 10
Coding region: 74-1345 (423 amino acids)
Biological process (GO): ubiquitin-dependent protein catabolic process
Cellular component (GO): proteasome regulatory particle, lid subcomplex
Molecular function (GO): structural molecule activity; protein binding
Source: RefSeq, a predicted model, not a curated record
CUCUCUCCCUUCAGCCACCCUCGACCUCGCCUACCUUCUAUCCCCUCCCACCUCGUUCGAACCUUCGUCCAACAUGCCGACCAAAGGAGAGCUGCUUGAACAAGCAUCGAAGGCACCACCUGCCCAGGCAGAGGCCAUCUUCAAGGAGGUCAUAACAACACCCAUCUCGGAGCAUGCAGACAUUCCACAGCGGGAAGCAGAGCUCCGACAGCAGGACACUGCGCUGGUGAAGCUAGCGGAGCUAUAUCAGGCUCAGAAGAACGCGAAAGGUGUCGCAGAAGUUAUCACGCUCUCGCGCUCGUUCGUUUCAACAACAGCCAAGGCAAAGACCGCUAAACUCAUUCGGACGGUGCUCGAUUGUUUCAACGCCAUUCCUGACAGCCAGCAGAUCCAAAUAGACGUCUUGAGCGAGAACAUUCAAUGGGCACAGCGAGAGAAGCGGAUAUUCCUCAAGCACAGUCUGGAGACGCGGCUGGUUGGACUUCAACUAGAGAUGUCACAGUUCAAGCCUGCUCUGAGCCUCAUCGAUAACCUCCUAACAGAGCUGAAGCGGUUAGACGACAAGAUGAUCCUCACUGAGGUGCAUCUACUGGAGAGUAGAGUGUACCGUGGUAUCGGCAACCUUGCAAAGGCAAAGGCCGCCCUUACCUCCGCGCGCACAGCGGCCAACUCCAUCUACUGCCCACCACACCUCCAGGCACGGCUCGACCUCCAGUCCGGUAUCCUCCACGCCGAGGACAAGGACUACUCAACCGCCUACUCCUACUUCUACGAGACGUUCGAGAGUCUCAGUUCGCAGGACGACCCUGGAGCACUCGGCGCACUCAAGUACAUGCUGCUGUGCAAGAUCAUGCUGAACCUACCAGAGGAUGUGACAGCGUUGUUGAGCGUGAAAUUCGCAGUCAAGUAUGCGCAGCUGAGGGAUGUAGAGAGCAUGCGCGCCGUCGCGCGUGCACAUCAGCAGCGGAACCUUGCGGACUUCGAGAAAGCGCUGAAAGACUACCAACAAGAGUUGUCCAGCGAUCCGACAAUCCGGACGCACCUGAGCGCUUUGUACGACAAGCUGCUCGAGCAGAACCUCCUGCGGAUCGUCGAGCCGUACAGCGUCGUGGAGGUAGAGUAUGUCGCGCAGCAGGUCGGCCAGGGACGGCAGGCGGUCGAGAUCAAGCUCUCGCAGAUGAUCCUCGACAAGGUGUUCCACGGCGUGCUGGACCAGGGCAGGGGUUGCCUGAUUGUGUUUGAGGAGUCUGAGGCGGAUAACACGUAUGGAGCGGCGAUAGAGACCCUGGAGCAGGUCGGAAAAGUCGUAGACUCGCUGUAUGCAAAGACUGUCAAAAUCGCAUGAUGUAUGUGGGUAGUUGUCGUGUAUAGCAUUUCUUCUACGCUUCGCCCGGUAUACGGUUAGCGUGCG